This is a messenger RNA of Anopheles arabiensis, 2112 nucleotides long. Its product is annotated as protein artichoke-like. Gene Ontology annotation, molecular function: protein binding. The transcript is spliced from 2 exons. The coding region runs from base 1 to 2112 and encodes 703 amino acids. NCBI's taxonomy places the organism in Eukaryota, Metazoa, Arthropoda, Insecta, Diptera, Culicidae. The record is from RefSeq and is a predicted model, not a curated record.
AUGACCUCGGACGGAGGAGCUAAGAUACGUAAAGCCAUCGACACCGUGCAAGACAGCUUGUAUGUAGCAUUUAGCAUUGAAAAGUUGAUCGUCAGUAGCAGUGCUUCGGGUCCGUUCCUGCAACGAAUUGCCACGUUGACUGAGAGAAUUUCGUACAUGGCCUAUAAGGAUCCCGUGUUCCAAGUGCCGCCAGACAACACACUCAUCGAAAUUGAAAUCGUCAACGCCAAAAUGCUACGUUCGUUAGUAGCUGGCACGAACCGUCAUCUGACGCGACUAUACGUGGAGAACUGUCUUCUCGAUCGUAUACCACCGACACUGUCCAAUAUGAUCGAGCUCGAAGAUCUGCUCAUCGUACAGUGUGCAUUGACAGCGCUGCGCCUAGACGUACUGGUGAACAAUCCCAAACUCACUACCAUCGAUCUGACGCGUAAUCGAAUUCGUCAACUGUUUCCGAUCACCACGCCACCGAAAACCAAGCUAUCUGUAACAUCCCUGAGCUUGGUUGCGAAUCAGCUGGAACAUCUCGAUAUGUCCAUGUUUGCCUUCAUGCCAAAACUGGAACUGUUCGAUGUGCGAGGUAAUCGGAUCGUCCGCCUUGAGGCUACGGCACCAGUAACCUAUGGUUCGCUCAUCCAAAUACUUCUGUCUUCCAACAAUAUUACGCAGUUCGAUACGCGCAAUCUUACUCUUCCGGUAUUACGUUCGCUGUACAUCGACGAUAACGCACUCACCGAGCUUCCCACACAUUGGGGCAAGCUACCAAAUCUCGUUUACCUCGGGUUUGAUCGAAACUAUCUGAAACGAAUCGAUAUGAGUUUCUUUGGAAAGUUCCCAACAUUAAAUGCAAUCUUUAUCUGCGAAAACAACGUUGAAACGAUCCGAACCUCCACUCCGAUCACGAUGCCAGAGCUAGAUAUCAUGCUGUUCGAAAGCAACCAGAUUGUGUAUUAUUUAGCAUUAAGCAUUGAAAAGCUGAUCGUCAGUAGCAGUGCUUCUGGUCCGUUCUUGCAACGAAUUGCCACGCUAACUGAGCAGAUUUCGUACAUGGCCUAUAAGGAUCCCGUGUUCCAAGUGCCGGCAGAUAACACACUCACCGAAAUCGAAAUUGUUAAUGGCGUAAUGCUUCGGUCAUUAGUAGCUGGCACCAACCGUCAUUUGACGCGACUAUACGUGGAGAACUGUCUUCUCGAUCGUAUACCACCGACACUGUCCAAUAUGAUCGAGUUGGAGGGGCUGCUUAUCAAGCAGUGUGCAUUGACAGCGCUGCGUCUAGACGUGCUGGUGAACAAUCCCAAACUGACUGCCAUCGAUCUGACGCGUAAUCGCAUUCGUCAACUGUUUCCGAUCACCACGCCACCGAAAACCAAGCUGCCCGUAACGUUCCUCAGCUUGGCUGAGAAUCAGCUGGACCGUCUGGAUAUGUCCAUGUUUGCCUUCAUGCCGGACCUGGAACGGUUCAACGUGGAAGGUAAUCGGAUCGUCCGCUUUGAGUCUACGGCACCAGUAACCUAUGGUUCGCUUAUCCGACUACUCGUUUCUUCCAACAACAUCACGCAGUUCGAUACGCGCAAUCUUACUCUUUCGGAACUGCGCUCGCUGUACAUCAACGAUAACGCACUCACAGAACUACCCACACAUUGGGGCAAGUUACCAAACCUUAUUUACAUCGGAUUUGAUCGAAACAAUUUGAAACGGAUUGAUAUGAGCUUUUUUGCAAAGUUUCCAACGUUAAUUUCAAUCACUAUCAACGAAAACAACGUCGAAUCGAUCCGCACCUCCACACCGAUCACGAUGCCAGAACUGGAACAUUUGAUGUUUAAUGGCAAUCAGAUUGUGUCGGUGAAUUUUACUGGCUGUAAUUUCCCCAACAUGUACCUUUUUUCGUUCAUGAACAACCGUCUCACAACAAUUCCGCCACUGUUCCAACGUUUUCCUGAUUCGCGACUGGCAAUGGAUGGCAAUCCGAUCAAGUGUUCCAGCAUGACGGUGUUUAAGAACAAAAUCACUGACUAUAGGCUCCACGUGACGACUGGCAGUACGCAGUCCGACUGUCUCACAACUUCGUCGAUCGCACUCGAUCAAGAUCAGCUAGCUUGCUGUGACGCUUGA